GAUGCGGGGUAGCUUCAAAAGUAUACCAACCAUCACAUAACUCUGGAAAAAUCAAAUCGAACUUAAUCAAUACACACUUGGAAAACAAAGCAUAAUAUCAACAAUCAUAAAAACAUAUCAACGAAUCAUAAAAGCAUCAUGUCGUUAUCGUCAUCAUCAUUCAAAGACAAAGUCUACACCAUUACCGGCGUCGCAGGCAUCGGCCUGGCCGUGGCACGCCAACUUCACGCCCAAGGAGCUCGUCUCUCCCUAGCAGAUAUAUCCGACUCCGCGCUGCAGAACGCACGGGCCCAGCUCCCCAACGCCACCGACGAGAACGUUCUCACCCGAGUCGUUGAUGUUGGAUCCCGCUCAUCCGUGGAAGAGUGGAUUGAUGCUACGGUCCGCCAUUUCGGUCGGCUCGAUGGCGCAGCAAAUAUGGCGGGCAUGAUUGGGAGUAAGCAUGGGACGGGCUCGUUGUUGGAGCAGGAUGAUGCGGAGUGGGAUAUGUUGUUGAGGGUGAAUCUAUCCGGGGUGAUGUAUUGCAUGCGGGCCCAGAUAAGAUCGAUUCAGGGGACGAGUAAGACGGGGAGUAUUGUUAAUGCGGCGAGUAUUCAGGGUCUGAGGGGCUUUGCGUUGCAUGCUGCGUAUUCGGCCACUAAGCAUGGGGUUGUUGGGUUGACCAGGAGUGUGGCUAAGGAGGUGGGGCCGGAUAUUAGGGUUAAUUGUGUUGCGCCGUGAGUGUAGCUCCCUUUUCUUAUUACUUCAUUUCGCUUCUUUGCUUCCCUGGUUUGGGGGCUUGUUGGUGGUGGCGCUGACGGUGGUUGUGUAGUGGGUCGAUUCAGACACCGUUGUUGGAUAGGGCCACGGCCAUCCAGGGAGGGUUCACUCCCACGCCGACGGUGAUGCCGCGAGUGGGGACGCCUGAUGAGGUUGCUCAUUCUGUGUUGUUCUUGCUCAGUGAUGCCUCGUCGUAUACAACGGGCACGGCCCUCAAUGUGGAUGGUGGAUGGGACCCAUGAUCCUGCUGGAUGUUUGUGGCAUGGAUGGAUCGUGUCUGUGCAGUUAGUUGCUCCAUAGAGGCAUUCGAACCAACAUGUUGGUUUCAGAUAUACCAAUCGAGCAAUGCGUUGGCCCCAUGUUGGUUCCUGCAGGAUCGGACCCUGAGAUUUGGCCCCAUUUUGGCCAGGAACAGGCAGUGCGAGACGACUUGGCGGGCAUCGAUGAACGCUAAAAGAGGC
Messenger RNA from Aspergillus eucalypticola CBS 122712, 1220 nucleotides. RefSeq names its product SDR family NAD(P)-dependent oxidoreductase. The transcript has a single exon. NCBI's taxonomy places the organism in Eukaryota, Fungi, Ascomycota, Eurotiomycetes, Eurotiales, Aspergillaceae. The record is from RefSeq and is a predicted model, not a curated record. Gene Ontology annotation, molecular function: oxidoreductase activity. The coding region runs from base 139 to 720 and encodes 193 amino acids.